Ricinus communis (castor bean) is the source of this 1723-nucleotide messenger RNA. RefSeq names its product cytoplasmic tRNA 2-thiolation protein 1. The record is from RefSeq and is a predicted model, not a curated record. Bases 303 to 1373 code for a protein of 356 amino acids. Gene Ontology annotation, molecular function: tRNA binding. Gene Ontology annotation, biological process: tRNA wobble position uridine thiolation. Gene Ontology annotation, cellular component: cytosolic tRNA wobble base thiouridylase complex; mitochondrion. The transcript has 10 exons. NCBI's taxonomy places the organism in Eukaryota, Viridiplantae, Streptophyta, Magnoliopsida, Malpighiales, Euphorbiaceae.
GCUGCAAGUCAUAGAAAAUAUGUAAUACUCAUAAAUAUAUCGGGUAAUCCAUUCUCUACUUUGAGUUUUAACGUUGUUAUUAUUCAUAUUAUUUCUCAUUUACACUAGCGAUGCGAAUUUAUAAACUUAAAAACAUUGAUAAGAAACCCAAACUGAAAAUUCAAAGAGGGAAAAGUAGUUAAAUUGCAAGCCCUUGCUUUCCUAGCAAAGGAACCAAAAACACCCAUAAAAAUUCAAUAGCAGCCACGCCGGUGGCUGUUUAACUUGAUAACUGGUGCUGCAAAUAUAAUUUGCAAAAAUCAAUGGAGGAAGCCGACACGAAGGCCAAAAGGACUCUGGCUCGCCUUUGUGGCUUCUGCAAUCAAAGAAGAGCUGCUCUUAGAAGACCUAAAACUCUAGAGCAGAUAUGCAGGGAGUGCUUUUAUAAGGUAUUUGAAGAGGAGAUACAUCAGGUAAUCGUGGAUAACCAUCUAUUCAAGCCUGGUGAGCGUGUUGCUAUUGGUGCCUCUGGUGGAAAAGAUUCUACAGUCCUUGCUUAUGUAUUAUCAGAAUUAAAUCGCCGGCAUAAUUAUGGUCUGGAUCUCUUCUUAUUGUCAGUUGAUGAAGGCAUUACUGGCUAUAGGGAUGACUCCCUUGAAACUGUCAAAAGAAAUGAAAUUCAAUAUGGGUUGCCUUUGAAGAUAGUUUCCUACAAGGAUUUGUAUGGAUGGACAAUGGAUGAGAUUGUGAAGAUGAUUGGUUUAAAGAAUAAUUGCACAUUCUGUGGUGUUUUUCGUCGCCAGGCCCUUGAUCGAGGUGCAGCAUUGUUGAAAGUAGACAAGGUUGCUACGGGACAUAAUGCAGAUGAUAUUGCAGAAACAGUUCUUUUGAAUAUAUUGCGAGGUGAUAUUGCUAGAUUGAGUAGAUGCACUUCAAUAACAACUGGUGAAGAUGGACCAAUUCCAAGAUGCAAGCCUUUUAAGUACACCUAUGAGAAGGAGAUUGUGAUGUAUGCUUAUUUCAAGAGGCUGGACUACUUCUCUACUGAAUGCAUAUAUUCUCCAAAUGCAUAUCGUGGUUUUGCUCGCGAGUUCAUUAAAGAUUUGGAGCGAAUGAGACCAAGGGCAAUACUUGACAUCAUCAAAUCGGGGGAGAACUUUAGAAUCUCCACUAAUACAAAAAUGCCAGAGCAGGGAACUUGUGAACGCUGUGGUUACAUUUCAAGCCAAAAAUGGUGCAAAGCUUGUGUUCUGCUUGAGGGACUGAACCAGGGUUUGCCUAAGCUUGGCAUUGGGCGAAGCCGAGGCCUUGAUAAUGAUGGCAGGAAGGAUGUUAAUCAGAGUCAUGGGACACGGAAUAUUGAUAGCAAACGAUGUGGAACUCUGGAUUUCUGAUUUAUAAUGCACUGUCAUUGAAACUCUUGUCAUUUGACAGAGCCAAUGAAAGCUAAGUCAUGCUUCCGUGAUUGUUGAGCAUUGUCCGCAAUGGCCUUGCAUAUGAUUAUUGGAAUUGAUGUGAAAUUUUCCUUGAAGGUGCAUGAAGGAUGGGACAGGGAAGUCUUUAUGGAAGUGGCAACGUGACUGCAUUAGAGUGCACUGGCCUUUUGCAUCCGCAGAUUUUGCUCCUAUUUAUCUAUCAUUGGGCAUAAUAAAUCUUUGUAAUACUUCUUUUCGGUAUUUGAUUUUACAAUACCAUAAUAUUUGUUAAUUGCUUUCCCCGAAAAGAAUUAUAUUCCUUGUUCUCA